Molecule: messenger RNA, 1887 nt
Organism: Dioscorea cayenensis subsp. rotundata (Guinea yam)
Lineage: Eukaryota; Viridiplantae; Streptophyta; Magnoliopsida; Dioscoreales; Dioscoreaceae
Product: transcription termination factor MTERF9, chloroplastic
Exons: 7
Coding region: 63-1526 (487 amino acids)
Biological process (GO): regulation of DNA-templated transcription
Molecular function (GO): double-stranded DNA binding
Source: RefSeq, a predicted model, not a curated record
UAAGCUUCGAAUGGGGGAGAGAGGACGAAGAGCUCGAGGGCUCACUCCAAUGGCGACGAAGAAUGUUCUUCGAUUCCUUUAGCCACGUUUCACGCCCUAAAAUGCUGUGCUUGCAUCCCAUUGCCCACCGGCCUUUCGUCCCUUCGCCUUCGCGAAUCGCUCCCAGUGUCUCGCACCGUGCCGGCAUUGGCUUCGCUGUGUGCUCGUCCCAUUCCAACCCCAGAAUCCUCAAGCCCAACCGUGGCUAUUUCUAUGACGAUGAUGAUGGCGGGAGCGAAUUGGAAGAGUACCCGCCCUUCGGCGAUGACUUUGACUUGGAAGAGCUCACUAGUAAUAGACAUUCUGAUAAAAAGCCCACAAAUUUCUAUUCCCUGGUUCCUAAUAAGAGACCAGGCAGUCAGAAACCACCAAGGAAAGACAAAGUGAUUCCUGCAAAAAUUAGUUCUAGAGACCUCAGUUAUAUCAGUGGUUCUACAACAAAACCUAAUCAAAUAGAUUUGUCUACAAAAGAGAAGGUUGAGCACGGAAAGUUCACAUUGAGUAGAUUCCAGAAACUGGCUGAAGAAUUAGACUUUGAUGAAAAAUGGUUUCCUCUAAUUGAGUACUUGAGCACAUUUGGCCUCAAAGAAACUCAUUUUAUUUCCAUCUAUGAGAGGCAUAUGCCUUGCCUUCAGAUAAAUUUGGCAUCUGCUAGGGAAAGGUUGGACUUUUUGAUUGGCAUUGGUGUGAAACACAGAGACAUCAAACGGAUUCUGCUGAGGCAACCUCAGAUUUUGGAAUACACUGUAGAGAAUAAUCUGAAAUCUCAUGUCUCCUUUUUACUGGAUAUAGGGAUUCCCCAAUCGCGAAUAGGACAAAUAAUUACUGCUGCUCCUUCAUUGUUCUCUUACAGUGUUGAACUCUCUCUCAAACCGACAAUUAGGUAUUUGGUUGAAGAAGUCAGUAUCAAAAGAAGCAAUUUGAGCAAAGUCAUUCAGCUGAGCCCCCAAAUUCUGGUUCAGCGGAUUGAUAAUUCCUGGACUUCUCGAUUCUCCUUUUUAUCAAAGGAAUUGGGGGCACCCAGAGAAAGCAUUGUGAAGAUGGUUACCAAGCACCCACAGCUCCUUCAUUACAGCAUUGAGGAUGGGAUAUCACCAAGGAUUGAUUUUCUUAGGAGCAUUGGCAUGCGUAAUUCUGAUAUUCUGAAAGUUCUAACCAGUCUUACUCAGGUGCUAUCUUUGUCUUUGGAGGAUAAUUUGAAGCCUAAAUAUCUCUAUCUUGUAAAUGACCUUAACAAUGAAGUGAAGUCCUUGACCAAGUAUCCCAUGUACCUGAGCUUAUCUUUAGAACAGAGGAUUAGACCCCGCCACAGGUUCUUGGUUUCACUGAAAAAAGCUCCAAAAGGUCCAUUUCCCCUCAGCUCAUUGGUACCCACCGAUGCAAGUUUUUGCCAACAGUGGGCAGGAACUACGUUGGAGAAGUACUUAGCAUUCAGACAAAGUUUACUACUCUCAGACUUAGCAAAGAAAUACGAAAGGAGACGAUAACUCACCACUUGUGUCUUGAUUUGGCACUGAGGUUAUCAAUAAAAAGUUUUGGAAAAAUAGAGUGAACUUAUUGUUAUUAUACUGACCUUGAUCUAUGUCAAACAUGGUUCUUCUGCUAUUAUAAGAAAUAAGAUGCUUGGAGUUACUAUCAUGGGGAGACUCAUUUACAAGUGUUGAAUAUUAGCCAGCAAAUUAUCACAAGGAUCAUACCAAAAAUGUACAUUUUCUUUUUUCUCUCUAUGAUCAAAUUACUACAGUUUUAUGUAGAUGAAAACUUUUUAUGGAAGUUAUGCAUGAACAAUUUAUAGUGUUUGCUUUGAAUACAUUUGUGAAAAUAAAUAAAAUUUAUAUUUCUCAUUCU